This is a messenger RNA of Hyaena hyaena (striped hyena), 1121 nucleotides long. RefSeq names its product ring finger protein 212 (gene RNF212). Gene Ontology annotation, biological process: protein sumoylation; reciprocal meiotic recombination; homologous chromosome pairing at meiosis. Lineage: Eukaryota; Metazoa; Chordata; Mammalia; Carnivora; Hyaenidae. Bases 165 to 944 code for a protein of 259 amino acids. The transcript is spliced from 13 exons. Gene Ontology annotation, molecular function: SUMO transferase activity. Gene Ontology annotation, cellular component: synaptonemal complex. The record is from RefSeq and is a predicted model, not a curated record.
ACGUCGUGCUUCAGCCUGACCAGCUGCGGCCACGUGUACUGCGACGUCUGCCUGGGCAAAGCUCCCGGGUUAAGAGAGAACAUCACCACCUUCUCAGAAGCCACGUCAGAGAGAAACACCAACCCCAUGUCUGUCUCGUGGGUCAUCUUGGGUGACUUGAAAGCAUGCAGCUCGGCCCUGUCUCCGUCUGGCUGCUGUCAUUCUCCGGUAGAAAGGGCGAGUGCUUGAUUUGUAAAGUGCCCUGUCGCACACUUUUACUUUCGGAACAGACGGAUGCGGAUAUCCAGGCACUGUUCACGGGCAUAGACGGCCUGUGUAGGAAGUACUCAAGGGAGACCUGCCAGGUUUCAGAAUUUCAAGAAAAGCACAGAAAGAGACUGUUGGCCUUCUACAGAGAAAAGAUCUCCAAGCUGGAAGAAUCCCUUCGGAGGUCAGUGCUGCGGAUGGAGCAGCUGCAGGGCACGAGGUUGUCACAACAGUCAGCUUUCAGCACAAUAAAAACUCCGGUUUUGACCCCUUCGGCGAGGCCCGGCGGACACCUGCCUCUGCCCCCCGACUCAUCAGCCUCUGACAGGGUGGUGUCCAUGCAGGUUGACCCUACUCCUUCCCCAGCAAGAAAACCUGAGGUAGCAGCUGGCCCGGCAAGAAUCUCACUGAUCAGCCCACCUCAAGAUGGACGCAUGGGCGGCGUCGCCCACCACGGGCCUCAGCUCCUCGGCCUGAUGCCAAGUCACAGCGACCCGUCCCAGGCUCUCAGGAUCCUGCCCCUGCCUUUCCCGGGCAAGGGACCGCCGCAGGCGCCAGCGCCCCGGGCCCCAGGCCGAGCAGGAGCAGGGGGGCCCUCGCCCAGCCGCACCCCCAGGCAGCCCAUCAGCAUCUCCGCGCUGCUGCAGAGACGGCAAGCAGGGUCUGCUGGCCUCGGGGGCGUCCCGCCCGGAAGGUGAAUGAGCUCCCGCCCGGGGCUGGCCGUGCGGGGCCCUGGGCACCGGCGUGUGCGCUGAGGCAGUAAGAAGACGCGUGCGGUUCUCCUGAUGGAACAAAGCAGUAUCAUUGAAUAAAGGACUUUUCUGAUGACCCAGGGUGGCAUGUGUGUGAUAUGUUUCAAACUUUGCUCUUUUUAG